Messenger RNA from Dermacentor albipictus, 12303 nucleotides. RefSeq names its product unconventional myosin-IXb-like dachs (gene dachs). Gene Ontology annotation, biological process: actin filament organization; vesicle transport along actin filament. The record is from RefSeq and is a predicted model, not a curated record. Lineage: Eukaryota; Metazoa; Arthropoda; Arachnida; Ixodida; Ixodidae. Gene Ontology annotation, molecular function: actin filament binding; cytoskeletal motor activity; ATP binding. Gene Ontology annotation, cellular component: actin cytoskeleton; myosin complex; vesicle.
GUGGCGGCGAACAGAUUUUGCGAAAUCGUCGGCUUCCGGCCGCCUCUCGGCUGCCACCCGGCCACAGCAGACGCGCGACGAGCAUUUCUGCGCCCCCUGCGCUCCUGUGGCCCAGCCGCCGUUGGGCCGCACUUUUUGCACCGAGUCCUGCGAGCCUCGCACCGCCGAUUACACUUCUCGGGCAUCCUUUGUAUGCCGCCAUCUGCUUGUCCUUUCGUGUGUGCGUUGCCACCCUCCACUUCGGGAGAAGCGUCCGGUAGCCUCGUUGUCCUCGUCGCCUCUUGCGUCCAACAUUCUGGCAGCGGAACGAAGGAUCACUCGCGUGUGUGUGUGGGCGUUGUGUGCGUGCGAAUCGGUGUUAAACGCGGAAGACUUCGCGUCUCCGCGGUGAUCGUCCCUGUGUCCGACGGUGCCACGCCGUGCUUCGCUCGUUCAACGGUCAGCCCGCGCGUUGUGGACAACGGGCGAAGCCUGCGACCAAGUGAGAUGAACUAUCUCCGUACUGCGUGGAGAUGCAUUGCAUCUGUACUUGCGAUGGUGAAAUGGUAAAUGCAACCACCUCGAGUUCUACCAGACCAACGGCUGAAAAGACCAUGACGCGCACGUGUGAUCGUCUGUAUACGUUCUCUUGCUGUGCCGUUCCCAUUUCAAAAUCGACGUCGCUUACUGCACGCGUACGAAGCUUCCACCUGAAACUAAGCAAGAAGUGAACAAUUAAUCGCCCACAGUCGCUAAUAAUUGGUUCAGGUUGCGGUGGACUUAGAGCCGGGAGCUAGCAGCGCAUCAGAUAUGGUGAUAUUGUCUCGAACGUGGCGACUAGGCUGUGUAGAUUCAGAAGGGCUCAACGAUGAUUUUCUCUCACAAACCGUUACAUGUCGUGGCUUUUUCUUCUCUUUUUUCUUUUUUUCGUAGAGCUCUCUCGCUUUAACUUGGGCUGACUUACACGGCUGAUGUAGUGUCGCCCAUUUUUGUUAACACUGUAAACUUGUAUGCAGACGCCGCAAAGCUUCUCAUUUGUCGCCUCCCGACUUUCCCGUGACAAACCGUCAGAGUUUGCCACCUGUAUAGAGCGGGCUUUAGUGCAAAUAAGUCGGUCACCAGUAAUUGAAUGCUGAGUGCGCUAAAUGUUACGCAACUUCCUUUGUACUCCACAAAAAGAGCCGUUAUAAUUAGAAUAUUCAUACAUAGUAGCGCUAACCGGGAUAUGCUGGUUGAAUUAAGCUCAGAACUUGAAUCGUGCCUGUUCAAUGAGAGUUCGAAGAGGCAUCUAAAAUAGCCACGAAUUCUACAAGAUUAAUCGUGUUAAUCACUUCAUUCUAUUUUACAUGCCUUAGUAAAGGGGGACCUCUUUUUCUAUUGUUUAGGAAAAUACCCAAGGCAGUAAUCUCAAGCAAUGCGACCAUAAGGUUGUUCCGGCUUUUCUAUAUAAACAGUCUGCGACUUCCUUGAGGCUGUGUUAUGCAUCUGCCGCAACCUUUGGCACAGUGUAUAUCGCGAGUGCGCUGGAAGCGACUUGGCCGGCCGACGUUCGCGGUGACGUCAUUUUACAGCUCGCCCAAGGUAACCGCAAAGACGGGAAUAUCUGAGAUGCUCGACAGCCGCCAGGAAGCCGCGUAGGACGUCGCCAGACUUUGCGGUACAAGUUCAUCAGGACACGGCGUCCUUGCCUCUUCGCGUCGGACGCUCGCCGACUCCCGCUGCGACGAAUUUGUAGCGCGUCGACUCGUCGACCCCGCCGCGAACGAACGCCGUACGUGAACGGCGUGCGGUAUCGACGGAGGUGCCAGCUUAUUUUCUCCUCCGAAUGCGAGUGCUGACAGCGGAGUGCUUCACGGGCGCUCCGUUUCUCGAGUGUGAGGACGUUCAAGUCGACGGAGAAGGAUCGAGGUGCAGAAGCAGACGACACGAGGCACGUCGUCUGCUCGCGAACAUGUCCUUGCAACAGUGGAGACAUUCGAUCGCGGCCUGCCAGCCGCAGAAGUACUACUCCCCCGAACGCUGCGGCGCCUUUCAACGCCGGAAGAGCUGUCGCGCUGCUCAUGCGUCCUCGUCCAACGAGGCGGUGCACCUGCAGCAGAGGCUCAAGAGCCUCAGCUGCGAGCUCGUGACCCUGCGCAACCGCCUGCACGUCACCGAGGCCGGUGGAGGGGCGCAGCCGCAUCAGCCGCCCCCGGUCGCGCCGCCCGCCGCAUCGGUGGCGACGUCGCCGCCGGCCCCCUCGGCGGCGCAGGAUGCCGCGGCGGCGCGGGUCGGAGCCUCGGCGGCACCGGCGUCGCAGGCGACCGCGGGCCUGGCGCCCGGAGUCGGGCCCGUCGGCGCGCCACCCGCAUCGGCCACCGCCGGCGGCGUCCCUCCUGGUGGCGCCAUCGCGGACCCCGGCCUGGGACCCGUGGGGGACGGUGGCCCCAUGUCCCACCCACCGCAGCCACUGGCCGCGCCCCACCCUGCGCUCAAGGACUCCAAGCAUGCCCUUCAGCAGGGAACAGCGGCGCAUCCUUACGUGCAAGGCGACGUGAACACCGCCAAGCUAGCGGCCUGCAAAGCGGGCGCCGUUCCACCGGCCGGAGCAGCCACGGUGCCCGCGGUGCACCACCAGGGUGCCAAAUCGUGCGCUGAGGUGCGCGACCUCAUUCACCUGCCCGGUCCGCUGACUGAGGACGCUGUGCUCAGGACGCUCCACGCGAGGUUCUUCAGCCGAGAGUACUUCACCAACGUGGGUCCCAUCCUGGUGUCGGUGAACGCGUACCAGGACACGGGCAACCCGCUGACGCUGCGCAGUGCCCACGCGGCCUCCCGGUGUCCUCAGCUGCUGCAGGUGGUGCACGAGGCGGCCAGGCAGCAGGCCGAGACCGGCUACCCGCAGGCCAUCAUCCUCAGCGGCGAGAACGGCAGCGGCAAGACGUACGCGUCGAUGGUUCUCCUGCGCCAGCUGUUCGACGUGGCCGGCGGCGGCUGCGAGACGGACGCCUUCAAGCACCUGGCGGCCGCCUUCACCGUGCUGCGCUCGCUCGGCUGCGCCAAGACGCAGCAGAACGCGCAGUCUAGUCGCAUCGGUCACUUCAUCGAGGUGCAAGUGACCGACGGUGCCCUGUACAGGACCAAGAUUCAUUGCUACUUCCUAGAUCAGACGCGGGUGGUGCGGCCGCUUCCCAACGAGAAGAACUACCACAUCUUCUACCAGAUGCUCGCCGGCCUCAACCAGGAGGAGAGGGGCAAGUUGCAUCUGGACGGGUACUCGGUGCAGAACCUCCGCUACCUGAGCCGCGGUGACGUCAGCCAGAACGAGGCGCAGGACGCCACGCGCUUUGAAGCCUGGAAGACGUGCCUGUCGGUUCUGGGCAUCCCGUUCCUGGAUGUGGUCCGCGUGCUGGCGGCCGUGCUGCUGCUGGGCAACGUGCAGUUCUCGGACUCGGACCACCACCACCAGCUGGAGCCCAAGGGCGGCGAGGUCAAGGCGGUCGCCUCUCUGCUCGGCGUCGCCAGCGGGGCGCUCUUCCAGGGACUGACGUCGCGGACGCGGUCUGUGCGCGGCCAGCUCGUCAAGACCGCCUCGGACUCCGGCACGGCGAGCCAGGUUCGCGACGCACUGGCCAAGGCCCUGUACUGCCGCACCGUGGCAACCAUCGUGCGGCGGGCCAACAGCCUCAAGCGCAUGGGAUCCACCUCGGGAACGCUCAGCUCGGACUCUAACGAGUCGGUCCACAACCACACGGACACCGGUAGCCAGCACGCGUCGACGAUCGGCUCGAGCGGCGCCAAGUCGUCCAAGUCGAUGAGCGUGCUCAACUCAGCCGUGCGUCACGCUACGGACGGAUUCAUCGGCAUCCUCGACAUGUUCGGUUUCGAGGACGUCAAGCUGAGCCAGCUGGAGCACCUGUGCAUCAACCUGUGCGCCGAGACGAUGCAGCACUUCUACAACACCCACGUGUUCAAGAGCAGCAUGGAAGCCUGUCGCGAGGAAGGCGUCCUGGCCGACCUCGAGAUCGAGUACGCCGACAACGUGCCCUGCAUCGACCUCAUCUCCUCGCUGCGCACGGGUUUGCUCAGUAUGGUGGACGUGGAGUGCUCGCUACGUGGUACGCCCGAGACCUACGUACAGAAGGUCCGCAUGCAGCACAAGACUAGUCCCAGGUUCUUCGAGGCCAAGUGUGGUAGCGCUGCGUUCGGCAUCCGGCACUAUGCGGGCAACGUGACCUACGAGGCGUCCGGAUUCCUCGAGACCAACCGAGACGUGGUUCCCGACGACGUUGUGGCCGUCUUCCACCGCAGUUCCUGCGCGUUCGGCUUCGCCACGCACCUCUUCGGCAGCGAGCUCAAGGCGCUGUUCGCCGAUGGUGUCGCUCCUCGCGGUGUCUCCUUCAGGGUGUCUCCGACAGCGCACACGGAGCUGCAAAACGGCGACGAGCCCGUGUCCACGCUAACCCAGGACUUCCACACGCGACUGGACAACCUGCUGCGGACCCUGGUCCACGCCAAGCCGCACUUUGUCCGCUGCAUACGGGCCAACAAGCACGAGCAGCCAGGCCACUUCGAGCGCACCGUGGUGAUGAAGCAGCUCAGGGCGCUGCAGGUGCUUGAGACAGUCAACCUCAUGGCUGGAGGUCUGCCACACCGGAUGCGCUUCAAGGCCUUCAACGUGCGCUACCGCCUCCUGGCACCUUUCAAGAUACUCAAGAAGACGGAGGACAAGGCAGUUGGAGAUUGCAAGCUCAUUCUGGAGUACUUCAGUCAGGCAAUUGAGAACGUCAAGCUAUCCAACGCUGCUGUCAACUGGGCUUUGGGCAAGAGACACAUCUUUCUCAGUGAGAAUGCUCGGCAGCAACUGGAGAACCUCCGCGAGGGGCGGCGGCAUGCGGCUGCCGUGCUCAUCCAGGCAGUGUGGCGUGGCUGGCACCAGCGGAUACGGUGGCCCAGCCUACGCCGGAGCCUGCAGCUGCACGGAAGGACGCCACGGGUGGCCAACAUGAGGUCACAGCCAGCAGUACCACCGGUGGGGGUCGGAAUUCAAGGCCGACCGCGACCACAGCCAAUCUCGGGAACACCGCCACCAGAGAUGGAGCGGUGUGACAACAAAACCAUCCAGCAGACCUGCUCCCUGUUUGGCCUGGAUUUGGAGAGGCCACCGCCUGUACCACCAAGCCGUCCAUACACUGUCAGUGGCAACACCAAGCUGGGCUACCCCCAGACCCGAGUGAUGAAGAUGAACUACCCUGAAGAGUCGGCGGGCGAGGUGAAGCUGCCCAAAAGUGAGACCGUGGUGGUUGUGGGCGCCUCGCCACGGCGCGGUCACCUGCUCGUCGAAUACAAAGGGCAGACAUACCACGUGCCAUACCAGUUCCUCGAGCUCAAACCAUCGCAUCCUAGCAAUCCGGCCAGCACCAGUGGCCCACCCGCAUCUGGAGUCAACAUAUGAUUCACUGCUCUUUUUAUUUGUGCAAGAACUGCCUGGUGUAGUGUUGCUCGCUUCGAUUCAGUCGUUCAACGCAGUGCGAACUGACAGCUUUUGUGCUGGAACAUUCUGGUCUCAACAGGGCCGAAGGGAACCGCUGUCUGCUCUUGACUUGCUCACGAAAGCCUGCAACCUGAAUGAGGCUCAGGUUGAUGCUUACAAGUCAUAUCAGUUUCUAAGUGACUGGCAUUAUGACCCGGUUAACUGUAGGAGGCUCAUUUGUGACCGGUGCAUUUACACUGAUGCUAACCGUAGGGAAGGUUAUUGCAGCUGUUGCUUGUGCCAGCCUAGAAGCUGGGGCUAUCCGGUGUUUCCAAGACGUUGGUGAUCCGGGGUCCUCUUGGACAAGCAGCCUCAAGUGCCUUCAAAGUCCAGCCAAUGUGAAGGCCACGGUCCAUGUGCAGCAACACUCUGAGACCUUUGAGAAGGUCAAGGUUGAUGGGAGCCCCAAGCCACCUCUCAGUUCUGCAGCAUCACACUGCUGGCAAUAAUGUCUCAGUGAACAAACUGCUCAGUGCCGCUUUUGCUGAAGACUAUAAGAGUGGUAGCCUUGAGAGUGUCACUGGUAACCCAACCAGCACUGUGCAGUCCUGCCUCAAUUGGAUUUGGUGAAAGCACCCAGCAGGCUUGGUUGAAGCAGUUGUUUACUGGGAUGUCAACUGCAUCCUGGUGGACGCUUUUGGAGUCCUUAGCUAGCAUAAAUGGUAUGCAAGCAGCAAGUUCAGUGCAUUUAUCAACCCUGGAAGUUGUGCUCUGAUCAUCUGUGACUGCGCUUGCCAAAACACACCAAAACACUCUUGUCAGAUGACAGCCCAAACAUCAGCUUGGUGAGCGAGACAGCACAGAGGCUGACCAUUGCACCUUGCUGUGGGAAAGAGCAUGGCCAUCUUGUCAACUGAAGUGCCUUGAAAACUUCUGUGAACCGUCAACUCACCGCCAAAAUAUGCAGGGUGAAGAAUGCAGGAUUGCUGCUUAGCCAGGAAGCUGCGAGUGUUCACUUGUAAAACAGAAGCAAUGGCUUUGAAUGGCCACCAUGCUUGAACUGUCAUUUCAGUGAGUGUGUACAUCAUGCCACAAAAAGUGGCCGCUGUCUUGAGGUGGUCCGUAUCCAAAUGGCAUUCAUUAAUUAGUUACUGAACAAGCUCAGUAAAAACGAAACGAAGCAAGACAGUGUUGCUCCUACUGUAUGUAUAUUACUGCUGAUAUUGAAAUGGUACUGAGUUUGCCCAUGUCAAGCGUGUUUCAGUGCAAUUUCCUAGCACACUGGAAUGCUCUGACCACUAAUUCCAGGUGAACUGAAUUUUAUGUCACACAAGUUUCAAGGAGCAGGCCAUAGCACUGCCACUGGUGAAAGUGGCAUGUACAUAGUUUUUCUGUCAGGAGCAUGAGCACUGACUUCACAUUCACUUUAGUGGUGUGCUUGAGAACAUCUUGUUUCGCCUGCGCAGAGCUGUACAGACGAUUCUGCUUGGUAACUGGAUUAACAUUGUUUUGUUUUUUUUGCUCACAGUAUGUUAUCCUAAUUGCAACACAGACCGCAAUCACUUGAAGGGCUGCGGGUGUUCCCAUAUUUCUUAUACUAUUAGAGGAACAAACUGCAGAACCAUGCCACAGUGAUGUUGUUCCCUAAUGAGUCAGUUGUCAAGAGUGAUGGUAGCAGUUGCGGGCAACUACUUAUGCGAAGGGUGCUGCCUAUUUAAGUGCUAUCCAUGCAGCAUCUUUCUAGCAGGUGCGCAGGUGUGUUAACAUGCUCAUAACCCAUCGUGUUAUUGUGUGCAUGCAGUUUUGUUCUAUAAUUGUGACAAACAAAUACUCAGGUUCUUCCAUCCCAAUGGGAGUCUUAACGUGAUGCCAUCUACUUCGUUUUUUUCUACAAGAUGUCAAUUUCUCUAUUGAAAAGCCAUACUUGGUUGGGUGAUAGCCACCACACAAAGACACUUCACAAAUGUCGCACGAAGUCGGCUGUAAGAAGUUUGACAAUGAACAUUGGUUUCACACUAUCUCGUUUGUGUUUCGAGCACAUGUGCUAAAAUGCAGUGCAACUAACCGGUUGCAAACAAUCGUCCACCGUCACUGGCAAUAUGAGAGUAUGUGCAAGCGUGUUGUCAACUACUCGAAAUGGUCGUUCACAGUUAGUGGCAACACCUAAUUAGCAUUCAUGUGCCCAGAGUGCUUUAAGUUUAAAAAUGAAAACCUGCAUGCUGAAGAUACCUCAACAGAUUCCUCCCUAACAAAUUACAUUGGCCGCCCUUUUGCCUGUAAUGUAUAAUAACUGUCAAAGUUGCAUUGACUUUAAAAGAGAUUUUCCCACUAAAUGAGAGUGAUUCUGCAAGUGCACAGAGAGGGCUGCACAGUCUGCUGCCCUAGCAGUGCCUUAGUUUGAUGCAGAUGAGGCGAUAUCGGCUAGCAGAAGACAGGCAUGAUUGAAGGCUGUGGGGAGAGGCCUUUGUCCUGCAGUGGACAUAGAUAAGCUGAAGAUGAUGAUGAUUUUGAUGCAGCAGAGCCCAACAUUAACUAUCCUAGGAUAAAGCACUUGACAAAUCAGACAUGGUUUGACACUUCUAACUACAGUAGCAGGUUUCUCCUUGAGUGGUAAUCAGAUUGUCUCGGUAGAUCACUUUUGGGGCUACUUAAAAUUCUGUGUAGUGUGAUGUCUAGUGCAACACCUUACUGGAGCGAUGGUUAUUCCAGCUCCAGCAUCAGUUUAAAAUAAAUAUCCAGGAAAGUGAUAAAUUCAGGCUAGAGCCCCUGGUUAUUCAGCAAAAUAUGUUGAACAAUACAACGUAUGAAAAUUAUGGGGGGGGAGGCUAGUCUUUAACACAAAACACAUUUCCCAGCAGGCUGUGCUAAGGUCCAUCUCCAUGCCUGUAUGUUGGCAGCCAGGAGAAGAAUCUGUACAUUGUCGGCCACAUGCUUUUAUUGUUCAGUCUAAGAGUGGACAACUGCAUACAUACACAGAAAAGGAAGAGGUGCUUUUGACAAGUGCACCAAGUGAGGCAAUUUUCUAGGGUUAACUUGCGAGUGAACAAGAAACCAGAAAACAAGUGCUUACGCAAGCGAACUGAACAGAACGAGCUCUAGAGUGGCAAGUCAGAACAGUUGCACGUCCAGUGCUCAUCCUGUCCAUUUCUUCCCAUGUGUCAACAUCUAUUUGGUUGUUUCCUGUUCAUUCACAAGUAUGUACCAACAUGCUAAGCAAAACAUUCUGCAGGUUUCUCAGAAAGAAACCUAAAAAAACUUCAUUCUGGUCUAAGGGGUCAUUUCUGGGGUGGUUGCUCUACCUUUCCAAGGAGUUUCUACUUUAUGGGCUGUUAGAGCAAAAGCUAUGCCUGUCAACACUUAAUAGCUUGCCAGCAGCCGUUUUGCACAGUUCUGUGCAAUGUCAACCACGUUGCAUGAGUUAAGUCAAUGUAAUUCAUGUGCCCGUUGCUUGAAAUUCACUUGCAGCAGUAAGUGCGCAGAGCAGCUGCUCAGGUUUCUGCACAUAUGUCUGCCAGCAGGUCUACCAUUUGCUGCAAUCAGAAGAGAUGCCACGUACACUUGUCACCUUUUACGCUGGACUGUACAGUACAGGGCUCACGGAAUGAAGCACGACAGGGAGCAUUUAGUAGAAUUGUGCAUAUAUGCAAAGUACUUGAGAGUACCAUGUAUGUCGCUUGGAAUCUGGUAACCAAAGGUGAUGUGCACUCCGCUCUAAGUGUACGCACCUAAAUUACAUCAGUAUGACAUGAACUGCAGCCUGUGGAAACGAAAGUAUGCGCAUUAAUUAGCCCUAAAUUGAUGCAUUUCCUUCCCUGGGCACUGUACCUGUGGCACUCAAAGAGACGCAGAAAGAAGUUUUCGAAAGCACAGGUUCUGCAGAAGGGUUCAUUUCGUUCAGUUCUGGCAUGAAGCCUGAAAUGAAAAAAAAAAAAAUACUGUAUAGGUUACAAGCACAAUUGCUGACAGCAACUCUCAGUUCCAGGCCUGUGCUUUGCCAAAACUGUUUUUUCUGGAGGUCCUCUGGCUCCAUAAUCUUUCGAUGCCAGCAGUACAUUGCCAACCCACACCUAUUUUCAGAACAUUCACCUGGUUCAUAGCUUUUCAUAGCCAGGUCCAACUGAUUGGCUUUGUGUCAACAAAUGUGUCUACCGUACAGUGUUGAAGUAGGGUGCACCCAAUAUGGCAGACAAGUUGUGCGUUAACAGCAACAUGCAGAAUGUUUAAUGAAAUUGAUAAUUGUCAUCUACUGAUGGCGGAUGACAGUACCAUAAAGCUACAAAAGAAACCGAAUACAGUUUUCUCAGAAAGCUUUGCAGUUGAAGAAAAAUUCAUUCUAUACUGGAGACCUGACCCUGGACUGAUGCCUUUUCAGAGUGGUCACUCCAAGACUCUGGAAACUAGAAACCAUCCGAAAAGUUGGUAGAGCAGCCACCUUGGAAAGGGAACAUUUUCAGCUGUCAAGCUUUCUAUUUGAUGAGCAUGUAUUGAGUUUUCUUUGCAGCUUAGAAUUACUUUUGAGAAGAUGCCAAUUAUUCCUUUCAUAAGAUGCACCAUGCAAGCAUUUGGCUAACAAUGGCUGGUAAAAUCAAUGUAUCGAUAUCAAAUGUUGGGAGCUACAACUUGCAGGUCAUUUUGUGCAAGUGUAGUUUCACAAAGAAUUCUAUUUUGUGUGCUUUUUUAUUUGCAUGGUUGCAUAUCUUGUUCCUUUCUGCAAUCUAUACGUAUAGAAAUGUUCGCAUGCGAAAUAUGUGAUGGGAGUGCCAAAAUAUCUGUUGAAUAUCACAAGAAGAGAAACCAUGUUCCUGUUCACUAAUGCGGUACUGUAUGUAUAUCACUGGUACACUACCUAUUAACCGUCCACUGUCUGUGAUGUCAUGUCCUGUCGCUGCUCACAUAUUGUUGGUGUCAUCAUAACUGCACUUUCUGUCAUGUGUCGUGUCUCUUCAUGAAACCAUCGUUCCGUCCACACAGCUUCUAAAAGUGUGUUAAUUAGUGAAAUUUGAAGACGCUUCAGAUCAAGAUAACAUUUUCAAAACUUUUAUGCAUUUAGACCACUUCGACUUCUGGAAAAAAAUAAGAACAAUGUUUUUUUUUUCCAUAUUUAUAUUGCUGGGGUUUCUAGCAAAAGACACUCUAUGCAUUAUAUUGGUUUCUCUCCACGAUGCAGUUGAAUCAAUACAAGUGAACUGAAACAAAUGAAGAUCAACUGUGUUCUUAUUACCUGUGCUUUGGGAUGUAACAACAGCAUUUAAAAUUAUGGGGUUUUACCUGCCAAAGCCACUUUCUGAUUAUGAGGCACGCCAUAGAGGAGGACUCAAAUUUCGACCACCUGCGGUUCUUUUACGUGCACGGGUGUUUUUGCAUUUUGCCUCCAUCGAAAUGCGGCCGCUGUGGCUGGGAUUCGAACCCACGGCCUCGUGCUCAGCAGCCCAACACCAUAGCCACCGAGCAACCACGGCGGGUGUAACAAUAGAGUUUUGGACCAUGAAGUGUAUGUGUAGUUUUUUUAACGGGACAUUUAUCGAACCCUCUGAUGUUGCUUGAGAAGAAUGCUCUUGUGAAAACCUCAACCUGUGCAGUGUGAAAGUUCAGCAGUUUCUCUCACAUGUGUGACAAGGACUAGCUGCGUACUGGCAACAUCUUUACAAGUAGACUGCGAGUGAACUGUGUAGGGCAUGGGCACAUCUGUCUGUAAGGAUGUUGCCCCACAUAAUUAACUUCUUCACUUGCUAUUCCUGUGUUUGCCGUGGCUUUCUCUAUGAAGUCUAGAUAUUUGUUUCGGUUUAGGCUCUGACCUACUUUGUCUGUUCUUUAGAAUAAUUUUCUUAUGGAAAUAAUUUUCGCAUUAUAUGAAAAUUAUUGUGCUGCCCACAAGCAAAGCCUCAAGACUGCACUGGACUCUGGUUUAUCCAGUCAUUACCUCUUUUUUUUUUUUGCUUAACGGCUGAUAAUGAAGUACUAAAACCGAUUGCACUCACUUCUUUUUCUAUUUAUAAGUAUUACAGCGCACUUUUACAUUUGGAAAUUAACUCCUUCAACAAAAUAUGACAAGCACAUCAAUGGUAGAGUGUAUAAGUGCGACUGAACAAAGACGUAGAAAGAAACAGAUGCACAAACACAGCACUUCACUUUCAGCUAUAGAUUUUAUUUUUUAUUGUACAGUUCAUCGAAAUGCACCACUGAAUGUUCUUUUUUGGUGUUACGUUUGUUUCUGCUCGCACGGUAUAUAUUUAUCGAUGCGUGCGAAAAUAAAAUCUAUAGUUGAAAGUGAAGCGCUGUGUCUGUAUUUCUGUUUCUUUCUACGUCCUCGUUCAGUCGCAUUUAUACACUCUACCAUGGACUCGAACCAACUAGCCUGCCAAUGUGUUUUAACCAAGCGCAUCAAGUAGUCCCUGAUGUCUGUCUUGUUCAUCUGAGAAGUUGAAUAUAAUGCGGUCAUUGGUAAACCUUGGCAAAUUAGCAGAGUUAAAUUUUAUUGCAACAGCUUUCAUUCAUCCGAAGUGCCAUGGUAUAACCGAACCCUGUUCGCACGCUCCUUUAGUACCAAAAGUGACGGCUGUAUAAUCGGCAAACUCUAUGACAGGCGAUACACUACUGUCACAGUAAGCUGCGUCAAAGUUCCUCGGCAGGUAAGCAAUGCGUAGAAAGCCUGCCUGAAGACAGUGGGAAUGCAUGGUGUAGCAACUCCCCAGUGCGAAAGACACAUUUUUCCCUUCUGCCAUUUGUACAUAUGCUGUUUGUCUCGUCUGACUGAAUGAACGGGUAUAGCUAUCAUACAUUGCGGUUUGUGUGUCCAUGUUCACCUUCAAAGAGGAAGGGUGACCUUGCUAAUGUUAAGCGUAUGUGUUUCAAUAAACUGCCAAUAAAUGUUG